AUGGCGCCCGUGGCGCGCCCCAGCCCCCCGGGCCCCCACCCAGGCCCCCUGGAAGCCCUCCGAGGCCUGGAGGUCGAGGAGGAGGUGGCCGGGGAGGCCGCCGCGCCGCGGCCCGCCGCCCGGAGCCCCUUCCAGACCGGCGGGAUGGACAUCACAACUGCGGGCGCGACCAGCACAUUCAUCGGCGGGGGCGUUAUGGCGACGGAGAAGACGAUCGUCGUGAUGCGGCACGGGAUGAGCACCUGGAACAGCGCGGGGAGGAUACAGGGCGCCAGCGACGAGCCGGAGCUCACACUGUUCGGGGAGACACAGGCGCUGCGAUGCCGGAAUGCCAUCAGCAGGAUUCCAUUUGACAGUUGCUUCUCGAGUCCCCUCAAAAGGGCUCGACAGUCAGCAGACAUAAUGUGGAAGGGCCAAGAGGGACCAUUAAUCCCAUUGCCCGAGUUACGAGAGGCACACCUUGGCUACCUGCAGGGAAUGAGGAAUGAGGAUGCAGCUGUGAAGCACAGUGAAGAGUACAGGGCUUGGAGGGAAACACCUGCCUCGUUCUGCAUUGAUGGGCGGUACCCGGUAAUGGAAGUCUUUGAGCAGGCGAAGAAGGCAUGGAAAGUCAUCCUCUCUGCAGAGGGAUCCACGCACCUUGUCGUCACCCACAAGUCUGUCCUGAGGGCCAUGCUCUGCACAGCGCUGGGCCUUACUCCUCAGAGUUUCAGGGCAGUGGAUGUCAACAAUGGGGGUGUCAGCGUAUUCAGGGUGAACAGAAGGGGGGAGCCCAUGCUGACUGCCCUCAACUUGACGACGCACAUGCAUCACGAUGAUGUGUACUACUGA
Messenger RNA from Ostreobium quekettii, 831 nucleotides. NCBI's taxonomy places the organism in Eukaryota, Viridiplantae, Chlorophyta, Ulvophyceae, Bryopsidales, Ostreobiaceae. The record is from the annotation of a GenBank genome assembly.